This is a messenger RNA of Blastocystis hominis, 654 nucleotides long. RefSeq lists its product as hypothetical. The coding region runs from base 1 to 654 and encodes 217 amino acids. The transcript has 3 exons. Lineage: Eukaryota; Bigyra; Opalinata; Blastocystidae. The record is from RefSeq and is a predicted model, not a curated record.
AUGAGUUCUGAUUUCGCCACGGCUGAUUUAUUUAUUACCAGAAAGAAACAUGAUAGUUGCUAUGAGGCAGCAGUUCUGUGUGACGAAUACAACCAGAUACUAUUCAAACUAUUCAACGUUUAUUCAAAGGAAUACAAUAAUUCCAGAUACCACAGUGUCGAUGACCACCUCCAACUGUUGGUAGACUAUGAAAUCAUGCCUGAGUUCAUAUCCAAAGAUGCGGCAGUCCAAAACUUUAUGAAAAUCGUCACCCAGAGAAAUGACGCCAGUAAUCUGAUAGCUGCCAAUUAUAUGAAUUAUGAAAUGUUUGUCGAGAGUAUUGGACGGAUCGCUAUGAUCGUAUUCGAAAACCCUUCCUUAAAGAAACAAAAUAGCACGAUAUCAGAAAAGAUUAAUGCGUUUAUCACUAUUUGGCACCUAGGAGACCAAAGUUUAUUGGUGUUACACAAAGAAGAGAGGUCAAUGGCUGAGUGUAAUGCUGAUGGAUCAUUGUGCUGUUGUUUGUUUACUACCAUAUUGGUUUAUAUAGAUUCGGAGUGUUUUAUUUUUAUAUGGUUCCACUCUUCCUCUCUUUCAAGCUUCCUUUUUGCUUAUUCCUGUGCUAGACUGACUAUUGUCGCAUAUUCACUCUGCUUUACAACAACAACAACGUAG